Aureobasidium subglaciale EXF-2481 is the source of this 1557-nucleotide messenger RNA. RefSeq lists its product as uncharacterized. NCBI's taxonomy places the organism in Eukaryota, Fungi, Ascomycota, Dothideomycetes, Dothideales, Saccotheciaceae. Bases 1 to 1557 code for a protein of 518 amino acids. The transcript has a single exon. The record is from RefSeq and is a predicted model, not a curated record.
AUGACCAUGGUGGCCGCACGGCAGAGAAGGCCUAGUCACUUGGCUGGCAUUGCCAUUCCGCCCGUCAGCAUGCAAGCCACGACAACGACGACGACGACGACGACACACGCCGCUGCUCCUCCUACCUCGCCUCCCUGGACCGCCGUAUCGCACUCGCUCAAUCCCUUUGGCGAUUCCAAUGGCCGGCGCGACAGCUUCACCACUCCAUACCGCCGCACAUCGACCUCGACAUCGCUCUCACUCUCGCUCGCUGCCCACGCUGCCGCUGCCGCUGCUCCUGCUGCCCGCCCGCCCUUGGCCCGCAGCAUGACUUCGGCCUCGCACCUGCCGCGUCAUGCCAAAUUGCACAAGCGCUCCGACUCGACCUCGUCGGCUGCCCCCACCGUCUUCACCAUGCCGUCACCCAUCCAGGACGAAUUCACCCACGCCCUCUCGUCCACCACCACGGCCAACACGUCCACUCAGAAUGCCCGCCACUCGUCCGCCAACAAGAUCAAGCCCUACCUCCGCAAGAUGUCCUUGCGGGACGACGACUUGGACCAAGGCCGUCUCGAUCUGUCGCGUCCGUCGGCCGAAAACGAGUCGCUAACUGGCAUCGGUAUCUGCGACGACGCUCCCUCCUUCUCGAGAUCUACCUCGGAUGUCUCCUUCAUCCCAUCCACUCGCCGAAAGGCCUCUCACUCCCGUGCCACCAGCGGUCCCGCCUCUCUUGCCGUCGCUGCUUCCGGCCCGCUGCGUCCGACCCAGCCCUUUGCUCCUCUGCGGGAAGCCCCUCGUGCUUUCACCCCGCCUGCCACCGUCUCGCAGGGCGACACAUCCGACGAUGAGGCGGAGGAAAGCGUAGGUGUGCUCACCAACGACAUUCGUCAACCCGACUAUGAGCCUUGGAAGCCUCGCAGAUCCGUCUCCAUCUCCUCGAAUCCUGCAAUCACUCCUCUCUCCCAAACCUACACUGCGGGCUCUCUCACAAAGCUGACCAGUGCAUCCCAAUCCAACCUCUCGAUCCGCUCGCAACCUUCAUACGAUCAGCUCAAAUCUGGUCGCUCGACUCGCAACAACGGUAGAGGCAGUGAUUAUCCUGCGACCCCGUCUGCUCGCACUUCGAUAGACAAGGCCUUUAGUUUCAUCACACGGACCUCUGAGCCAGAGGAUGCGGCCUCGCGAGCGGCCGCCAUUCGUGCUGCUCGUCGGGCUUUCGAAGAAAAGGAAGCGGCCAAAGAUCGCAAGUACGAGAAAGAAGAUGUCAAGCGAAGAGCUUCGGUCAUCAAGAAAGAGGAACGCAAAUGGCGAAAGUCGGACCCGCGUGCAAGCAUGACCAGCAAUGGCAGUAACAGCAUCGUGGUCGACGAGGAGAAGGCAGUCGCUGGCACUGACUAUGCCACUCAAACCCCUGCCCAUGAUCUCAGUCUUCCUAUACAAGGGGAUCAGAGUGGUGCUGCUCCGACAGUGCCCAUCUCGCCACCAGCACCCAGCAAAACCAAGCAGGCAAAAGGUGGUUGGAACAGGAUGCUCGCCUGGACACGGACCAGACUUCUCAACUGCGGCGGCAAGGCUUGA